This is a messenger RNA of Brettanomyces nanus, 2499 nucleotides long. RefSeq lists its product as uncharacterized. The transcript has a single exon. The coding region runs from base 1 to 2499 and encodes 832 amino acids. Gene Ontology annotation, biological process: regulation of transcription by RNA polymerase II. The record is from RefSeq and is a predicted model, not a curated record. Gene Ontology annotation, molecular function: zinc ion binding; RNA polymerase II cis-regulatory region sequence-specific DNA binding; DNA-binding transcription activator activity, RNA polymerase II-specific. Gene Ontology annotation, cellular component: nucleus. NCBI's taxonomy places the organism in Eukaryota, Fungi, Ascomycota, Pichiomycetes, Pichiales, Pichiaceae.
AUGAGUUCUUUGGAUGAUGAGAGCAAAAUUCGCAAGAAGAGGAACAGAAAGUUUCUUGUAUGUGCGAAGUGCCGGCGCAUGAAGAUCAAAUGUGAUCGUAAGGAUCCGUGCUCUCACUGUGUUAAGACAAAUGCCAAGUGUCAGUAUACGGCACCUGGCGGGGAACCUCGCACUUUUCAGUUGAAGGCUUCGGAUGGAUUCACAGGAAAAUGGGAAGUGAAUUUUCAGCCAGAUCAAGUUUCUGACAAUUCGUCCGUUUCAAGCUUUAAAGUAGAUCGUACCAGCUCUGAUCCAACAGAAAUACGAUCACAGAUUGACCAACUAAAGCAGCAACUAGAUUCACUUUCGGAAAAGGUUAAGGGAAAUAACAUUGAUGAAAUUUCUAUACUUGAUGUUCCUUUUCCUUCAAUGAAACGGAGAGUGCUGCUGAGCAAACCUUCGCGGACAUUGGUAUGCGGUCCUAGUUCUAGAUAUUCUUUAAUAUUUUCCAGACCGAUGAUAAGGUUCGUAAUGGCCAGCAUGAAAGAAACGUUGGAUGAACAAAGGCGUUAUUGGAAAAAGGUUCACGAUAAAAGUUCACGGGAGACUGUGCUUUUCCGUGAAGCUUUAAAGGAAGAUGAUGUAGUGGAUAUGAUUAAUAAGGUAAUUUGUCCCCAUUACUACGCGUUCCAAGAGCGACUUGUUUUCUUUCAGAUGAAUUUGAAUCACCUACUAUACUCAAACUUUGUGCCAAUGGACGUGAUUCACUCUCUGUUUUUAUCAAGUUUUCAUACCGUGGAUAAUAUUGGCGUGGCGCAAUUCAACAGACCUCUCAAGUGCUAUUUCUAUGCCGAUAUUUCGGCCAUCGUGUCUAUUGUUUUACUUGUCAUAGUAUUCACUCGGUAUAACAGUGAUGGACAGAAAUUUAUUCAUGAUCUUUCCGUGGAUACCGUGGAAAUGAGAUCCCUAAGCUUACAACUCUUGAAACUCUCGGAGUUUAGAAGGAAGAAGACCGAAUCUGCACUUAUAUCUCUUAUAGUGCUCAGAAGCGCGCUAUUCGUUCAUGACAAUUCGGAGGGUGCGAAUGAAGAAUUUAACUCUUAUCCUGUGUUCAACAUAUACCUGUCCCUGUGUUUCCAGAUGGGUAUAUAUCUCGAUACCAAUACAAUUGAUAUCCUAGUCUUUAAAAAGAAACGCUUGUUGAAAUCACGUACAAUGUCUCCUUCGCAGAGAAAGGAGUUAUGGAACUAUAUCCAGACCGAGGAUGCUGAGUACUCCGUUUCUAUGGGUAUACCUUUACUGAUUGACUACAAUUUUUGUGCUCCUUAUUAUAAAAGGUCCAAUGUUUUCUUUGAGAAACAGAGAGAGUAUUGUGUUCUGUUACUUCGGGAGAUAUCCAUGAAACUCAAUUCUUUGCGAGCCGUAUCCAUGCGGGAACUUCUUGCACUUCUUGACAAGAUACUGUCUUUUUUCAAGAGAAUCCCGUUUAAAGUAUUUUCAGAUCACGGGUUGCAGGGUGUGGACCUUGAUGAAAUGGCCAACCUAUUAAAGUUCAAGUUUCUUCUCCUUGAUAUGAUACCUGCCUUGUGCCGCAUGAUAAUUCAUGCCAUCAGCGGUCUCUUUGAUAGUCAUUCAUUCGUUUUGCAAAACCAGGAUACUUUCAAUUUUCUUACAUCUUUAGCUCAGGAAAUGUUCAGAACGCUACUCUUUGCGGUAUCUUUAUCACUAUAUAUGAUGACCCAUAUAUGUGAUGGUAGGAGCAUAUUCGGCAAAGAGCAGGAUGGAAAGUAUCUCAUCUAUUUCCGAGAUGUGUUUGCCAAGUCAAUGUCGACGUCAUUCGUUUUAUGGUAUACAUUGUUACUUUCUAAGGCGACAAAACAUCCGGAAUUAGUUACAGAUAUCUCUAAUGCGGCAUUGCUUCUGGAUUAUCCACCCGAUUACAAAGGAAACAUCAAUGAGCAGCUCAACGUUUUUAUUAUAGAGGAUGUCCUUCUGAGCAAACAUUCGGGAAAAAGCAUCGAGUAUUGCGAAGCUGUAUGCGGUAAGCUUCUCAGUAUCUCAGAGUUGAUAAAUUUUGCGUCAUCACUUUACGACAUUAUGGGCAGAAAUGAAUCAAUUAAAAAUAGUUUGGACUCAUUCCUUACGCUCAAGGCUGUUAUUUUAUGGAUGUAUGGCCUUGAGACUGUACAAGAGUGCAAAGAGCUGCUGAACAGGAAAGAAAUGACAGUGACAGAUCUUAUUACAAAGACGAAAGAAAGGGUGGAGUCCAGAUUUAAUAUGGGUAGAGUGGACAGUGGAAUCAAAUUGAGUGAUGAAAACAUCCUGUUAGAGAAGAUGUUUGAUUCAAUAUUCUCGGAAAGUAACCUAUUUGAUUUGUCUCCAGAUGGUAAUUCGCAGAAUGACUUGGCGUUACUUGACGGUGCGGAAACUAUGAGUGUAAAUCGUCAUAGUAAUAUCCCUCUAAAUUCGGAAAUAAAUUACGGAGAUUACGAGUUCGAUAUGAACACGGAAGGUCCUUAG